AUGAGUACCAUCAACGUUGAAGGAGGUUUAGGCAAUGAAACUAUUGAAAUUGGUCUAUGGCAUACUAAUAAAGAGAAUGAAAGAGAAAACAUUACACAAGUUAUUUUGAUUGGUGAUGCACCUCCUAAUACCAAGACUGAAAUAGAUGAUAAAAGAAAAUGUCAUGGAGAAGAUUACUGGAAAAAAACUAAAUGUGCACAACCAACAUAUUAUGAAGAUGAGUUAGCAAAGCUAACAUCAUAUAAGAUACCAGUACAUGCCUUUUUUGUAGAUAAUAGAGCAGAACAAAGUUUUCAACAGAUUGCUUAG
This is a messenger RNA of Rotaria sp. Silwood2, 309 nucleotides long. Lineage: Eukaryota; Metazoa; Rotifera; Eurotatoria; Philodinida; Philodinidae. The record is from the annotation of a GenBank genome assembly.